AUGUUGUCGUUGGAGCAAUUGUCACAAAUGGUAAAGGUACACCUCGGACUCUACAGCGACGCGGACGGAGUUCAGCACUUUAGUAAGUGGAUCAUCGGAGAAUCUUCACUCGGCGGUCGCGGAUUGUUUGCCACCCAAGAUAUUUCGUCGGGAGAAGUGCUGUUCGUGGAUCAUCCGAUCAUACGAGGACCACGCUCCGGAACCACAGUGAGCAGAGGUUGUACUGUCUGCUGUAGUAUUGAAAGUGACACGUUUUUUAAAUGCUCUAAAUGUUCCCUGCUAUUAUGUUCAGAAGAGUGUCAAGAAACUACAACACACGACGAGGACUGUACGACUAUCUGUCGGUGGCAAAAUAAAAUUCCGAUUGAUGAAAUUGAUGAUGCCAUACUAUCAAGAGCUUUGGCGCCUAUAAGGGCAUUACGAUUGAGUGAGGACCAAAAAAUACUCAUGGCUGCACUUCAAGUACAUUCGCUUCCACGCCACGGAGCUGAAGUCAGAGAAUUGAAAGAGUGUUUCGACAUUCCAGAGGAUGACGAAGAUUUAAUGACCCUCGCGUGUUGCGCUCUUGAUACAAAUGCAUUUCAAAUCGCAACUCCGUAUGGCAAGAAGGAAAUGAGCUUGCGUGGACUGUAUCCAGUUUCUGGUCUGAUGAACCACAACUGUGUGCCGAAUACACGCCACAGCUAUAAUAAAGACUCGCAAAUGGCAGUGAAAGCAGUAAAGCCAAUACGUGCUGGGUGUGAAAUAUUUACAAGUUAUACGGGAACAUUGUGGGGAACGCCGGCUCGAAGAACCCAUCUGUACAAGACAAAACAUUUCUUUUGCGAAUGCGACCGCUGCGCCGACCCUACCGAGCGCGGCACUCUACUGGCAGCCCUGAAGUGCUUUUCCGCGGAGUGCCCCGGCUCUCUUCUUCCGAUCAACCCAUUAAACGCGUCAUCGCCUUGGCGGUGCAUUGAGUGUGAUUUACGUGUGCCGAUAAAAAACAUUUGUACUAUACAAAGUGCUCUAGGAAGUUUGAUGGGUUCACUAGACUUCGAAAAUGUGGAUCAAUCUUCAGUGUCGUCUGAUUUGGGAGCUUGGGGAAGUCGACGGGCUUCGUUGGCAUGGUAA
Messenger RNA from Ostrinia nubilalis (European corn borer), 1113 nucleotides. Its product is annotated as SET domain-containing protein SmydA-8-like. Bases 1 to 1113 code for a protein of 370 amino acids. Gene Ontology annotation, molecular function: protein binding. The transcript has 2 exons. NCBI's taxonomy places the organism in Eukaryota, Metazoa, Arthropoda, Insecta, Lepidoptera, Crambidae. The record is from RefSeq and is a predicted model, not a curated record.